Messenger RNA from Corylus avellana, 702 nucleotides. The record is from RefSeq and is a predicted model, not a curated record. NCBI's taxonomy places the organism in Eukaryota, Viridiplantae, Streptophyta, Magnoliopsida, Fagales, Betulaceae.
AUGGUCGAGUACUCGAGUUCAAACGUCGGCAGGGGAAAAAGAAAAUGGAAACUCGAAACUACUACUGUGAAAAUAUCUAAACAAUCAGGGCCAUGCGAGGUGUUCAUAAACCACAGAGGAAGCGAUACGAAGAAAAACAUUGCCGGGUUGCUCUACGAUCACCUUUCAAGGCUGGGCAUUAAGCCAUUCAUGGACAGCCGAAACAUGAAGCCUGGGGACAAGUUGUCACACGAGAUUGACGCCGCUAUGGAAAAUUGUAAGGUUGCUGUUGCACUCUUGUCGCGCAACUAUUGUGAGUCCCGCCAUUGUCUCCGUGAGCUCACUCUUUUAAUGCAGUCCAACAAAAGAGUUUUACCCAUCUUCUGGGAUGUGAAACCGGCCGAGCUUCGGGUUAACAACAAUGAAUACAAAUUAUCAUCGAAAGAACGCUGGAGAUUCACAUGGGCACUUGAACAAGUUAAAGAUACCAUUGGUCUUACCUUCGACUCGUCCAAAGGGGAUUGGUCUGAAUUCUUAGAAGUUGCUUCGAAAGAAGUAAAGAAUUUGCUUGAGGUCGAUCAAGUCUUGUUGCCCUACAUCACGUGCCGCUCAAAAUUUCUGUUGUCCAUAGUGUCAAAAUCGCCGCAGCCCUUGCAAGAGCUCAACGCUUCUGCCACCGACGAUAGUUCAGACGCCGCCAAGUAUAGAUCCAAAGAGAUUUGA